CCUGAAAGACCGCUGUCAGGGCUACAAAAAACUAAAUCUUGGUUGUCACGGCAACGUUGUGUAUGAGCAGCCAAAUGAGUGAAAGUAAUUCAGGGCCGGACCACCUUUAGCUAACUUGUCUACACUGGAAAAUAAUGGGAAGAGAGAAACGGCGAGCUAAUUCAGUGAAGGUCUGAAGCAGUGAACCCGAGCAAUGUCAAGUAAUAACCUGCCACCGGUGCGCUAUUUGCCACACUGGACCAGAGUAGGACGUCUGGAGAAACCUUGCUCGCUACGACGUUUACCGGCUAACCCUGACCAGCAGCUGCCGCUACCUGCAGUCAAGCCAGCGGGGGGAGCUGCGAGCGAAGCGGCAAAGAUGUCCAGUCAAAGCGGCGGCACGGACCUCCGGGUCGCUUCACUGCAAAGGAACAUCCAGUUCCUGCAGCAGCAGCACAAGGAAACUCUGGAGAAGCUCCAUGCAGAGAUAGAGUACCUCAGACGGGAGAAUAAAGAGUUGAAGUAUAAGCUGAUUAUGGAGCCUCCUAAGUCAAGUAGAAAAGUGGCACACAGUCGACGAGAGCUAAAGCCGCCCACACAGGGCAGUGAAACCCAUAGUGGACUGUACCUGGAGGAGCCGCUGCAGGACACGCGACCCUUGCAGGACCAGGCUCUCAGUACCACUGGGGCGUGCACUGAAAUUCUGGACUCAGCCAGACAAGACCAUGGCACAGAGAUGAAGGAGCACCUCAUCUCUUCUCUGCAGCCUCUGCGAAUUCACAUCAGUUCCUCCCAUCCGCCACGGGCUCCCACACUACAGGAGUGUCAGGUCAUCAUCCGGCAGCUUUACAAUGCUAACAGUUUACAGUCUCAGGAAAUUAUACGUGUGAAGACUCUGCUUAGAGAUAUUUUUUCAAGCAAGAAAAUCACCCCAGAAAACUACACUGCGGCCAAGGCCUGCCUUUCAGAGGGAACUCGCACAUCUUUAGAAGAUAACAAAUUACCAAAACUUGGUCUUCAGUCAUUCCCAGAAAAAAAGUAUGGACCCUCUCAAUCUGGGGUGGUCCUCCCCGCACUCAAACCGAGCCUCAGCUCCACCACUGCAGAAAGACAGAGGAGGUCCCGCGCCGUGCAGAGAGACCGUUUCAGAAGGACGGUACGGUGACAGGAUCACAGCGACCACGCCAUAAAUCAUUGUUCUGACAAAACAAAUGAUUAUAUAAUGAAUUAAAGUAUUUCUGAUCUAUGAUGUUUAAUGAGGUUUUAAAGUUGACCAGGAUAGACUGAUUACAGCAGGCCUUGCACAACUGGAAUUAAUAAGAUCAAUGAUGGCCCAGUUUGAUUACCUCUCCCAGUAAGUCACGACUGUGUGAAACAGCCGGCCCUCCCAUAAGUGGAAUGCAGCCAUCAUUAACACACCUGUGUGUUUCCUGCUGUGGCAUGUCAAAAUGUCUGCUGUUAAAGAAGGCCUAUACAGGCAUUUCAUUAUAGCAAUUACUGCUCAUUAGCACAGGUAAUAUGCACAGAAUAGCGCAAAUAAGGCCUGGAUCUUUUAAUUUUGCAGGGAAUAAUGUUUUUUUUUUUCUCCAAGUAUUUUAUGAUAUUUUUGGCUUACUUGAUUUUACCACUACAAGAAAAAAGCAAACUUAAAAGCACCUUUUGCACAGGAGACACUUUGUGUUAAAGCCACUUUUUGUAUCACUCAAAACACUGUGGAGCAGUGUACUGAUUUAACUGGCCAAGCAUUAGUAGUUAUGCAUUCACACUUUGAGUGCAGGUAUAAGAAUUACACAAAGGGAAUAAAUUGCCUCUACACAAAAUAGUGCUGUUCUUUUGUGUUUUUCCCUCUUUGCCUGCCUCUUCAGAAUGCUUUCCUUUUAGCAA
Messenger RNA from Archocentrus centrarchus (flier cichlid), 1863 nucleotides. It is a transcript of the gene ccdc74a, whose product is annotated as coiled-coil domain containing 74B. The record is from RefSeq and is a predicted model, not a curated record. Lineage: Eukaryota; Metazoa; Chordata; Actinopteri; Cichliformes; Cichlidae. The transcript has 7 exons. Bases 194 to 1144 code for a protein of 316 amino acids.